Messenger RNA from Closterium sp. Naga37s-1, 279 nucleotides. The record is from the annotation of a GenBank genome assembly. NCBI's taxonomy places the organism in Eukaryota, Viridiplantae, Streptophyta, Zygnematophyceae, Desmidiales, Closteriaceae.
AUGCAACUCCCGAACCAACUCCUCCCCCUCUUCGGCUCCCAGCCCUCUAUCCCUUCAAAGCCCUCUCUCCCCUCCUUGCCCUCCCUCGACCCCUUGCACUCCCCUCCCUCCCUUCCCUCUCUCCCCUCAGUAAUCUGUUGCCCCUGUCACACCCUCGUGUUGCACCCUGUCCUGGCCCCUCUCUGCCCUCGUCUGCACCCUCUCCCUUUUUUAGCAAUGUUGUCUCCCAACUGCCGCACACUGACCGGGCCCCAUGCUUUGUCGUUUUGCACUGCAUGA